Messenger RNA from Vigna unguiculata (cowpea), 2471 nucleotides. RefSeq names its product protein CYCLOPS-like. Gene Ontology annotation, biological process: arbuscular mycorrhizal association. Gene Ontology annotation, cellular component: nucleus. Gene Ontology annotation, molecular function: sequence-specific DNA binding. The record is from RefSeq and is a predicted model, not a curated record. Lineage: Eukaryota; Viridiplantae; Streptophyta; Magnoliopsida; Fabales; Fabaceae.
ACCUGCCCAUUAAACUUCCACGCGGUUUCUAACCAUUCAAGGCUUCAUUUACCGCCGCAACAUUUUCACUUUGGUUGCACACAAGAGACAAACCAGUGCUGCAAAGAAUCUUCACAGAAUUUAUUUUUCACUGUUCGAUGCCACUGUUCUGAUAUUUGUUUAAUCAGUGAGAAAAAAGAAUCUACUAUUCAACUUUUUGUCAUGGAACAAAGAAAAUACCGAGUCCUAACACAGGUUGUUUUUCUGUUUUUGUGAAGUUUCACGUGUUAAUUGUUGCAGGGAGCUGUUCCUGUGUUGCAUGUUAUGUUAGUUUGGAUACUCACUCAUCAACUCUUUGUUUUUUUCUUCCCUUUUUAAAGUAAUAUUUUCUAGUUUGACAGAGUUUAGAGGCUUGGAUUGUGGGGUUGAAUUUCCAGAGAGUGAUAUAAACGUUUGAGAAACGAAGUAGGUUAUUUAUUCCUCUGGUUUUGGAUGAUGGUAUUAUCAUAUACGACACAGAAUUCAGCUGAAAGCUUUGUUGUGAAACCUGAAAAGCUCAACCAAACUUGAGUUGAAAACAGUAUUCAGCAGCUUCAAGUGUUGACCUGAGGCAGAAGAAAAUGGAAGGAAGGGGUUUUUCUGGCUUAUACAAGAAUACAAGUGAAGAGUUGUUCCUGAAGACAGUGAUGGAGAGUCCUAUUGGUAUGCCAGUUCCUACCAUGGAUAUGUUGGGAUUCAAAACCGUUUCACAAAGCUUCCGCACCGACAGUGAAGAGCUCUUCAAACGUUGGUUAACAAAUGGAGAGGGUUACAAUUCAUCAAGCAUGGGACUAAAUAGUCGAUUAUCAAAGAGGAUCUCCACUGAGCUAGCAAAUAAUGUGUCUAAUGAGCAACGUGUUAAUGUAGCUUCAGAGGGAAGAAACAAUGACAAAUUGUACAUGCAAAAUAACCUUUUUACCAAUGAUGUUUCAGGUGACAUCAAUUUCCAAAUCAGAGAUCCUGUUAACAGAGAACUACAAUCUACCAGUGACCUGUUUCUGGCCAAGGCUUGGUUUCUUAGUGAUCAAAGAGUAACAAGAAGCCGGUCCUCUGAAUUGAGGCGGAAGUAUACUGAAAUGCAAAAUGCUCAAACAAAACAAGGAAUAGAAUCAAUGAGCAUAGCCCCUCAACAUGUGGACACAACAAAACAAGAAAUUGCAAAUUUUAAUGGUUUUGAUUACAUUACUGUGUGUGAGAUUCCAAGCCAAAAGGGAUCAUUCAUGUCUCCAUCCAACUCAUCUUCUUCUACCUUCCACGCUCAUCAAAUGGUUAAUGCAGAUAAAGUAUCAUCUUGUGUUAGUAUGCUAAAGGGUACAUUGCAACGCAAGAGACUAUGGAACCAAGUUGAGAAAGAAGCUGCAGGAGAUAGUGGCUUAAAUGGACUUUUUUGUCCUCAAGAACCAAUUUUCCAAACUGGUUUUAGUGAAGAACAAGAAAAUUGGAAUCAUCAAAAGCUAAUAAAUGUGCAAGGAGCCUCUGCUGGUCAAAUUAAGGAUCCUGGAGUUUACUUUGCUUCAGAUGGUUUUGCAAACCAGACAAACCAAACAUAUGUUGCAAAUGUUUCUCGUGAACCUUCUCAAAGCGAAUCCUCUGCUGCUGCGCCCGUAAUCUCUUCUGGUUUAGAUGCAUGUGAAGGUCCCAGUAAUUCAAAUCAAAAUCUUUGUGAAAGCUCGUGGAAACAAGUGGGAGUGAGUAGAAGUUCAGAAAAUACUCAAAACAGAGUCAAAGGUGUCAGAGAACAGAUAAUGGAUAAUAUAAAAGAUGACCGAAAGAGGAAAAGUCUAGAAAGAUACGGAUCUGUAACAUCAGCUGUUUCAGAGGAGAAAGGGGACAGCACAAAAAAGCGUAGAGUGGAGCGUUCAAGGAAAAUGGCUGAGGCAAAGGAAAGAAAUUUGACACCAUCAGUUCCCUCUGAUAUGCAAACUGUCUUGAAGCGGUGUGAAAACCUUGAGAAGGAAGUUCGAUCACUGAAACUUAACUUGUCCUUCAUGAAUAGGAAGGAUUCUGAACAAACCAAGCAGAUAGAGGAUCUUCAGAAGCAGAAUGAAGACUUGGCAGAUGAAAAGGAACGUCUCCUUGAAGAGAUUGAAAGAAUUCUUUCUGAAACUGGAAAAAUCUAAUCUUUUGCUUCCCCGCUACUUUCUGCUCAGAAACUAUUUAGUGUUCAGACAAACUGUGACAAAAAAAAUCUUACCACAGUUAACUUUUAGACCAAGUGAUGGUAAAUAGUGAACCUCUGGAUUCUGUUUGGUAAAAUAUAAAUGCUUGGAUCUCUAAAUUGUUAUUGUGAUAAUGUAUUUGGUAAAAUCUAACUCUUAUUAGAGAUUUUAGAGGCAAGAACAUUGAAGCAUGGUUAUUCAUCCAGAAUUUUACAAGGGAUUUAGAGUCUUAGAUGAGUGCAUUUAUCAACCUAGACAUUAUUAUGAUUGGAAGAUAUGUUGUUGAAUUUAUCA